CGACUCGCUCAUCAAAUCUCUGACACGUCCUUUUCUUGUUUGUCGUUAGCCCUUCACCUCCAUGGCUCCUCUCGCAGAUUUCCUCCUGACUCAUGUUCCCAUUACUCUCCCCCCUCAUCUAUACUCUUAUAUCCAUGGGAAGACACCACUGUCAUCUACUCCAACUGUGGUUACAGCUCUUGCUUCCUACCUAAUUGUUAUAUUCGGCAUUCAAGCCUUAAUGAAGAAUCGACCUGCUCAGAAGCUCAAUACGCUCUUUCAGGCCCAUAAUGUCAUUUUGAGCAGCGGGAGCCUCUUGCUACUGGUUCUAAUGUUGGAGGAAAUUCUGCCAAUUAUGUGGAAACAUGGGCUGUUUUACGGUAUCUGUCAUGAAGGCGCUUGGACUAGCAGAAUGGAGUUUUACUACAUGAUCAACUAUUACUUUAAAUAUUUGGAACUGCUUGAUACAGUCUUCCUCGCGUUCAAGAAGAAACCCCUUGCAUUCCUACACGUCUUCCAUCACUCUGCCACCGCGCUUCUAUGUUAUUCCCAGUUGGAAGGGAGAACGAGUAUCUCUUGGACUGUCAUUUCGUUGAACCUUACGGUCCAUGUCCUCAUGUACUACUAUUACUACGCAACUGCGGGUGGUGCUAAAAUCUGGUGGAAGAAGUACUUGACGAUGAUGCAGAUCAUUCAGUUCGUGAUCGACCUCUUCCUGGUUUACUUUGGCACCUACCAACACUUUUCGUUUAUCUACAAAGAUACAGUCCCUGGUAUUGGCGAUUGUGCUGGCGGGGAAAAUGCCGCACUGUUUGGUUGUGGACUGCUUUCCAGCUAUCUUCUGCUCUUCAUCAACUUCUACUUCCGAACAUAUAAAAAACCGGCCGGGAAUCAUGUUAGAGGGGCGAGGAAUGGAUCAGCAAAUGGACAUGCGAACGGCAACGGGAGAGCUCACAAAGCAGAAUGAAUUUGGCCCCCGGGGUAAGGAGGUAGCUGGUAAAUCCGUUUUGAAGACCUUAGACGAGUCGUAUACCCUUGAGCAUUUAUUGUUGUUUUAAUAACUAGAUGGUUGUUGGGGACAGGACAGCACGGGCUCGCAAUCCAUACUGUUCGCUUAAGAUGAAUGUAUUGCUGUCACUGACUGUCAAAUAUACACCCGUAAGAGAGAUUUGUACAUG
Marasmius oreades (fairy-ring Marasmius) is the source of this 1157-nucleotide messenger RNA. RefSeq lists its product as uncharacterized. NCBI's taxonomy places the organism in Eukaryota, Fungi, Basidiomycota, Agaricomycetes, Agaricales, Marasmiaceae. The transcript has 8 exons. Gene Ontology annotation, cellular component: endoplasmic reticulum membrane. The record is from RefSeq and is a predicted model, not a curated record. The coding region runs from base 62 to 946 and encodes 294 amino acids. Gene Ontology annotation, molecular function: fatty acid elongase activity. Gene Ontology annotation, biological process: very long-chain fatty acid biosynthetic process; fatty acid elongation, monounsaturated fatty acid; fatty acid elongation, polyunsaturated fatty acid.